CACGAAGAUCGCAUAUCAAGGAUCGACAGUAGCUGGCUUACUACAAAAUCAAUCGCAUUAAUUAUUAUUCAAGAUUAAUUAGACAGUAUCUUUUAGCCACAUUCUAAAUUAUGGGAGGUUUACACAAUUUCCAUCCGUUUGAAAUAAGCACGCCGCAUCUCGCAUAUGCCAUCUUAGGUGCAUAUGUCGCAGUAUUCAUGAUGUUCUCCCUCUUCAUCAAGGAGAGGCUCUAUAUUGGUGAAGCCGUCACCAGUACCGUUUUCGGUAUCAUUAUUGGCCCCUAUGUUGGAAAUGGUCUCGACUUCCGCACUUGGGGCUCCAACGAUGGACAAGCAGAUGAAGAAAUAACAAAUGAGAUUAUUUUGGAAGUUACCAGGAUAGUUCUAGCGCUCGGUGUUUUUGCUAUUGGUGUUGAGCUGCCGAAGCAGUACAUGAGAAAACACUGGAAGUCUAUUUUCAUGCUGAUCAUACCGAUUAUGUCGUUUGGUUGGGUCAUCUCAGCAGCCUUCAUUUACGCACUUAUACCAGAUCUCACUUACGUUUCUUCCUUAACAAUUGCCGCAACUCUCACCCCAACGGAUCCUAUCUUGGCCGCUGCUGUCAUCGGUGGUAAAUUCGCACAGAAGCACGUUCCAUCACACGCAAGACACCUGUUAUUUGCUGAAUCAGGUUGCAAUGAUGGUGCUGCAUUUCCGUUCUUAUACAUUGGUAUCUUCCUACUAUUAUCUCCUUCAGACGUUCCGUACGCCGUAGAGGAGUGGUUUUUGGUUACUUGGUUGUAUGAAGUAGCCCUUGGUAUCUUUUUGGGUGCCCUGAUUGGAUACUGCGCUCGUAAAUUGAUGAAGUUUUGUGAGGGACGAAACCUCAUCGAUCGUCAAUCAUUCGUUGCUCAGUAUGUCUCGCUCACUUUGCUCACUAUCGGUAUAGGAUUGAUUUUAGGAUCAGACGAUUUGUUAGCUGCAUUCAGUUGUGGUACUGCAUUCGCAUGGGAUGGUUUCUUCAACAAGGCCACAGAAGAAUCACAUUUCUCUUCAAUUCUCGAUUUAUUGUUCAACUGUGCUUGUUUCAUUUUUAUCGGAGCUUUGGCACCAUUUGACGCUUUCAAUGAUCCUUCGCUCGGUGGUAUUACAAACUGGCGCUUAGUUAUUUUAGGGCUUUGCAUUCUCCUUUGUCGCCGUUUGCCAAUUAUGUUGGCGCUUUACAAGUGGAUCCCAGACGUAAAAACGUUCCGUGAAGCCUGUUUCGCAGGUUGGUUCGGUCCAAUGGGUGUAGGAGCUGUGUUCAUUGCUACAUUGGCAGCUACAGAGUUGCCAUUCCCUGAAGGAGAACCACAAAACCAAGCAGAGUUGGUCGCUGUUACUAUUCAACCAAUCGUCUGGUUCAUGGUCUUGGUAUCUACUUUUAUUCACGGACUUUCUAUACCAUUCUUCUCACUUGGUAGACGUGUUAAUACUAUUCGUCAAACCACUUCCUUCGGUAAUACAUUGUCACGCGCAUCACUCACUGAAGGCAAUGAUUGGCUUCAUCGUAUGCGUCAAGUCGUACCGGGACAAGACAUUGUUAUCAACAGAGAUGAUGAGGCGGAGAAGGGAAGUCUCACUCAAUCUUCAAGCACCCAACGUAAAGAAAGUGAGCUGGAAGGCAAAGCCGCGGAAGCUCAGAAAGUGCUUGACGAAACUAGCGAUGACCCUCGUGUGCAAUCAUGGAUUGAGGGUAAUGAUCUCGUUAUAGAGAGGCCGCGUAGUGAUAAUGAAGAUGAUACGGAAGCAACAGUAUUCCAAAAUGUAGUUUCCGACGAUAUGAGGGAGCAAGGAAGACACAGUAUAGUUGCAUCAGUUGCAUUGGAAAUCGAAAAGGAAAUCAAGGACAAGCUUCUUAUACCAAUAUCUGAGCAAGCGCAUAAGAGCCAAGAUAUUCAGGAAGGAAAUAGGAAGUAUUACGCAGUCAAUCACAAACCUGGCACAAAGGAAUCUAUCGCGUCUAAGUUAUUCCAGCAUAGAAAAACACCACCCGCAAAACCAGAACAAAGUUAUAGACCACCAUCGUCAAAAGAUAGUUUCAAUGAUAGUAUAGAUAAACAAACAGGACAAUCAAUUGCAUCGCCGGAGAGUAAUUCAAAUAGCGCUGGUAUUAGGUUUAUCGAUGAGGAGGAUCCUAAUCGUGAUGAACCACACAUACACCCAGCAGAUAAGGAGUAAUAUAUUUUCAUUUGUUUCAAUAGUACUUGCUAGUAAAUACGUCUAUGGAAGACCCUUUUAUUUUCAUUUUAAUUAGUUUGUAAUAUUCAUGAUUUAAUUAUAGAUUUACAA
Molecule: messenger RNA, 2309 nt
Organism: Wallemia mellicola CBS 633.66
Lineage: Eukaryota; Fungi; Basidiomycota; Wallemiomycetes; Wallemiales; Wallemiaceae
Exons: 4
Coding region: 111-2198 (695 amino acids)
Biological process (GO): intracellular potassium ion homeostasis; proton export across plasma membrane; regulation of membrane potential
Cellular component (GO): plasma membrane
Molecular function (GO): sodium:proton antiporter activity
Source: RefSeq, a predicted model, not a curated record